CAAGCGAAUGGGCUGGACCCGGCACGCUCGUUCGAGGUUUGCAGACGGACGCCUUCUUGAAGACCAGAUGGCGGACAAGGUGAGCAGAACCGACUCCGGACGAUCGGAGCGCAAGGUGUUGUGGGAUGAGACGGCCAGCAAAGUCCACGAUCUUCAGGACGGCAAGCCCUCCUUCCGCAAGCUGCGCACCGGUGCCACGGAGCUGCCCGAGGAGGACGACCGCUUGCACGACUCCGAUGAGGAGGACGAGGGGUUGCCCUUCUACUUGAGCACGCUGUCUCUGAACUCCAGAAUUUCCGUGGGAUCCAGGGAUGACGAGCCCGAGAUGGCUCCUGAGAGGUCAGAUCGAUUUGAGUCGAUGGAGCCACAGAAAGUAGUGCCCACGCCCGGGUCCGAGCAACACGGCACCGGGUGCAAGCCCUGCCUUUGGUUCUGGAAGCCACAAGGCUGCCAGAAGGGCUCCAGCUGCAGCUACUGUCACCUUUGUCCACAGAACGAGUUCACGGCGCGUAAGAAGCUGGCGGCACGUUUGCGAAAGGACCAGGAGGUGCCCGAGGAUCUGCCCUUCACAAGGCCGCCGCCCGGUUUGGCAGAGCCAUGUGAGCCGAGCGAGGUGCCGGAGGAACAGCUCUCCAUCGGCCAGGUGUUGCACCGCGCAGGCAUGUGCCGGCCCUGCUCGAGCUUCUUCGCGACCAAGGGCUGCCCCCGUGGCCAGGACUGCUUCCACUGCCACGUGUGCCCUUCGGAUGAAGCGAAAAGGCGGCGGCCGCGCACCAGCGUUGGGGCUUCCAACGGCAGCCUAGACCGAUUGCAUGCUCCUGGCCUUGUGCCAAGUCAGUAACAGGUACGCGCCACGGAGUUGUCUUGAGCGAAGGCCAAGCUGUCCCCGCUCAGCUGGGUAGCCGAGAGGCUCCAGAUGGAAUUGCCACGGAAGGUAUGGUCAAACCUUACCAAGCAACUGCUUCGCCCGGAUUUUGCG
This is a messenger RNA of Effrenium voratum, 979 nucleotides long. The record is from the annotation of a GenBank genome assembly. Lineage: Eukaryota; Dinophyceae; Suessiales; Symbiodiniaceae.